CAGUUCCUUCUGCCCUCCCACCCCAACCUCCCCCGACCCCUCGAAAUUUUUUAUUUUAUUUUUCUUCAAUCUUCUAUUCAUUUUCUCGAUCGUUUCUGGUCUGGAUUCCUGUGAUUUCCGGCGAUUUAUCCUUAUUUAUUACUUCUAUCCUCUUACUAUCUUACCUGAAAAACCAAAAAAAAUUCCCGUGAAAAAAAAUCUUCAUAGACUCAGUUUGGAGUUUUUAGGGUUUAGUGUGGGAAUCUUGAGGGGCGUUUGUAUGUUUUUAUCUUUAUUUGAAAAUCUCAGAGGAAAAAAAAUCUCAAAAAAAGAAGUUUGAGAAUCAAUGGCACAAAUUCAGGUUCAGAAUCAGGCUUCUGCGGUGGGUCCUAAUGGUGUUCCGGCUGGCGCUGGUGGUGCUAACCAGUUUGUGGCGACGUCUCUCUAUGUUGGAGAUCUGGAGCAGAGCGUCACCGACUCGCAGCUUUACGAUCUGUUCAACCAGCUGGGUCAAGUCCUGUCGGUUAGGGUUUGUAGGGACUUGGCUACACGCCGAUCUCUUGGUUAUGGUUAUGUCAACUAUAGCAACCCCCAGGAUGCCGCAAGGGCAUUGGAUGUAUUGAACUUCACUCCAUUAAAUAACAAGCCUAUAAGGAUUAUGUAUUCUCAUCGGGACCCUAGUAUUAGAAAGAGUGGGACCGGAAAUAUAUUUAUCAAGAAUUUGGAUAAGGACAUUGACCACAAAGCAUUACACGAUACUUUUUCCUCUUUUGGCAAUAUUCUUUCUUGCAAAGUAGCCACGGAUGCAUCUGGGCAGUCCAAAGGCUAUGGGUUUGUACAAUUUGAUAGUGAGGAAUCAGCUCAGAGUGCAAUAGAUAAGUUGAAUGGAAUGUUGCUUAAUGAUAAACAAGUGUUUGUAGGGCCUUUUCUUCGUAAGCAAGAGAGAGAUAGUGUUUCAAGUAAGGUGAGGUUCAACAAUAUAUAUGUGAAAAACCUAUCAGAAUCUACGUCAGAUGAAGAUUUGUCGAAUUUUUUUGGUGAAUUUGGGACAAUUACUAGUGCUGUUGUCAUGAGAGAUGGAGAUGGAAAAUCAAAGUGCUUUGGUUUUGUAAACUUUGAGAAUGCAGAUGAUGCUGCUAAUGCUGUUGAGGCAUUGAAUGGGAAGAAAAUUGAUGACAAGGAGUGGUAUGUAGGAAAAGCUCAGAAAAAAUAUGAGAGAGCCCUUGAACUGAAAGGACGAUUUGAGCAAACUAUGAAGGAAGUUAAUGACAAAAAUCAUGGUGUCAAUUUGUAUGUCAAGAACUUGGAUGAUAGUAUUGAUGACGAAAAACUCCAGGAACUAUUCUUGGAGUUUGGUUCAAUUACUUCAUGCAAGGUUAUGCGUGACCCUAACGGAGUUAGUAGAGGUUCUGGUUUUGUUGCAUUCUCUACCCCUGAAGAAGCAUCUCGAGCUCUUGCAGAGAUGAAUGGUAAAAUGAUCGUCAAUAAACCCCUUUAUGUUGCACUUGCCCAGCGGAAAGAAGAGAGAAGAGCAAGGUUGCAGGUUCAGUUUUCACAAAUGAGGCCAGUUGCAAUGACUACUUCAGUAGCUCCUCGUAUGCCCAUGUACCCACCUGGUGCUCCAGGUCUUGGCCAACAAUUUUUAUAUGGGCAAGCACCCCCAUCUAUAAUGCCUCCACAAGCUGGAUUUGGUUAUCAGCAGCAACUUGUGCCUGGUAUGCGGCCUGGUGGGGGUCCAAUGCCAAACUUCUUUGUUCCAAUGGUGCAGCAAGGUCAGCAGGGUCAGCGUCCAGCUGGUCGACGUGGUGCAGGGCCUGUCCAACAUUCCCAGCAACCUGUGCCAUUAAUGCAGCAGCAUAUGCUUCCACGGGGACGUGUAUAUCGUUAUCCACCAGGUCGCAAUGUACAAGACGUUCCAAUUCCUGGUGUUGCAGGUGGAAUGCUUCCUGUAUCAUAUGACAUGGGUGGCAUGCCAAUGCGAGAUGCAGGACAGCCAAUGCCAAUCACGGCUUUGGCUACAGCCCUGGCAAAUUCUACACCUGAACAGCAAAGGACGAUGCUGGGAGAAGCUUUGUAUCCCUUAGUGGAUCAGUUGGAGCAUGACUCGGCCGCUAAGGUAACAGGCAUGCUUCUGGAGAUGGACCAGACUGAGGUUUUGCAUCUGCUUGAGUCACCAGAUGCUUUAAAGGCGAAAGUUGCAGAGGCCAUGGAGGUUCUGAGAACUGUUGCUCAACAGCAGGCUAACUGCCCAGCUGAUCAACUGGCCUCAUUGUCACUAAAUGACAACCUUGUUUCUUGAGUGUUUGCUUUUGAUUGGAAGUGGUGGCACUUGAUUUUGUUACUAUUUUGACGUCCUUUGAUUGGGGACUUGCUGUGUGCUGUAUUCCAAACUGUAGUACUUCUCAACUUUUAAUUUGUGUUGUGGGAUUCUAAUUGUUUCAACAACGGUGAUUUUGUUUUUCCGAGAAAAAGGAAGCUAGAUUGUAUUCUCA
Molecule: messenger RNA, 2471 nt
Organism: Humulus lupulus (European hop)
Lineage: Eukaryota; Viridiplantae; Streptophyta; Magnoliopsida; Rosales; Cannabaceae
Product: polyadenylate-binding protein 2-like
Exons: 9
Coding region: 326-2278 (650 amino acids)
Cellular component (GO): ribonucleoprotein complex
Molecular function (GO): RNA binding
Source: RefSeq, a predicted model, not a curated record